Striga asiatica is the source of this 1105-nucleotide messenger RNA. The record is from the annotation of a GenBank genome assembly. Lineage: Eukaryota; Viridiplantae; Streptophyta; Magnoliopsida; Lamiales; Orobanchaceae.
CCAAACCCUCCUCAAAAACCCUUUCACUCGAUUUCAUAGCGGUAUCAUUUUCUUCAUCAGUUCAACCCAAAUGGCUCAUCGUCUGAUUCGAGGAUUACGAGGAGCAGUGAAAAAUGUUGCCGUCUGUCAACAAUCCAAACCCACAAACCAUUUUCUCAAAGCCUUUGCUAGGAAUUACGUGCCGGAUUUGCGAAAUUCAGCUUUCGAAAACAACAUUCUACGGCUUAUACGAAGCGAAAUCCAAUACGAGCUCGACCGUUCUCCUUCUUCUGAGUCUAUACCAAAAUUCAAUUCGUUCACGGUGGACGAGAGGCCUGGGGAGCAGUGGAUUCGGUUGACCAGAAAAUUUGGAGGAAAAGAAGAGAUUAAAGUCGAGGUCACUAUGUUCGAUGACUCACUUCCCACGAAAAAGGAUGACGACUCAGAUGAUGUCACGCUCCACAUCACUUUGAUCAUCGACAUCUUCAAGGGGGAAGAAACUAACGUCUUGGAGUUUGUUUGCUCCGCCUGGCCUGACAGCAUCGAGAUUCGCAAUGUAUUUACGCGCGGGCAUGACCAGAUUAAUGAUCAGCCUUACGUGGGUCCCGCAUUCAAGGAAUUGGACGAUGAGCUGCAAGAUUGCCUCUAUAGUUUUCUGGAGGCGAGGGGUAUAGACGAAAAGCUGGCUGAAUUUCUGCAUCGGCACAUGAGGUACAAGGAUAAGAUCGAGUACCUACGUUGGAUGGAGAACGUCAAGUCUUUUAUUCAGAAGAAAUAGAGGAAAAAACAAAAAAAACGAGGUCUUGUGAUAUUUAAACUAACCCUUGUUUUUUGUCUUUCUUCGUGGUAUGCCACAAAUUCGUUAUCCUUAUGCUUCGUGAGACGCAUUGUAAACCCAGGUGGAACUAAGCUAAGGAAUGAAAUAUCACCAAAGAUUCUUGCUUGGCGAUUGUUUAGUAUUUUAUUUCCCUUUAUUAAUGUUGGAGAAUUAUAAAUGCUUUCCAUUUGACUGUAUUUUCACCUAAUUGUCUAUGUUGUGUGCUCAGUAUAUGUUGUAGCAGCACCUCAUGGAUAGAAAUUGAAUAACAUAUACUAAACUAUAAUUAGAGUGUGGGAUUUGAACUGG